This is a messenger RNA of Magnolia sinica, 1886 nucleotides long. Its product is annotated as probable 26S proteasome non-ATPase regulatory subunit 3. Bases 206 to 1675 code for a protein of 489 amino acids. Gene Ontology annotation, molecular function: enzyme regulator activity. Gene Ontology annotation, biological process: ubiquitin-dependent protein catabolic process; regulation of protein catabolic process. Gene Ontology annotation, cellular component: proteasome complex; proteasome regulatory particle, lid subcomplex. The record is from RefSeq and is a predicted model, not a curated record. NCBI's taxonomy places the organism in Eukaryota, Viridiplantae, Streptophyta, Magnoliopsida, Magnoliales, Magnoliaceae. The transcript has 9 exons.
UGCCUCUUGCAGCUGCAACACGCCACCGCAACUCGGACCUCAACUCUCCUGCUGAAGAAGAGAGAGAGAGAGAGAGAGAGAGAGAGCUGCUCGAAUAAACCCUAGCUGCUCUUCCACCGCGUAUCGUGUCGUUCCAGAUCCGUGCCGGAUCUGCUGCAUUAGCUUUUCUCAGCUAUAUCGAGAUUUCCGAUUUAUUGCAGUGAAGAUGACUCAAGACGUGGAGAUGAAAGAGGUCCCAGAAGCUCCUUCGAAUUCCGCUCCUUCCUCCGUUCCGUCCGUUCUACAACAUUUGAAGGAGAUAGCGUCUCUCAUUGAAACGGGUGCGUAUGCCAAGGAAGUGCGCCGAAUCUUGCAUGCUGUCCGUCUCACGAUCGCGCUAAGGCGCAAGCUGAAUGCCCCGGUGCUGUCCACUUUCCUCAGUUUCGCUCUCGUCCCAGGUUCCGAAGCACACUCGAGGCUCUCUUCCUAUCUUCCUAAGGAAGAUGAGCAUGAUAUGGAAAUUGAUACUGCAACUUCUGCAACUCAAGGUCCUGCUAAGCAUUCUCUGCCAGAGCUUGAAAUCUACUGUUACUUGCUUGUGUUGAUAUUUCUAAUUGACCAAAGGAGAUACAAUGAGGCAAAAGCUUGUUCCUCAGCAAGCAUUGCUCGUGUGAAGAACCUGAAUAGAAGAACUGUUGAUGUUUUAGCAUCUAGGCUGUACUUCUACUACUCGUACAGCUAUGAGCUUACAGAGAGUCUUGCUGAAAUUCGAGGGAACCUCCUUGCGUUGCACCGGAUGGCCACACUGCGUCAUGAUGAACUUGGCCAGGAAACACUUCUCAACCUGCUACUCCGCAAUUACCUUCAUUACAAUUUAUAUGAUCAGGCGGAGAAGCUGAGAUCGAAGGCACCUCGGUUCGAAGCCCACUCAAAUCAACAGUUUUGUAGGUACCUGUUCUACCUGGGGAAGAUUAGGACUAUUCAGUUGGAGUAUACAGAUGCAAAAGAGAGUCUUUUGCAAGCGGCUCGCAAGGCCCCUGUUGCAGCCCGGGGCUUCCGCAUCCAAUGCAACAAGUGGGCUGUGAUUGUCCGUUUACUGCUGGGAGAGAUCCCGGAGAGGACUGUUUUUGUGCAGAAUGGCAUGAAGAAGGCUCUUAGGCCUUACUUCGAGCUUACUAAUGCUGUUCGAAUUGGAGACCUGGAGCUCUUUCGUACUGUUGCAGAGAAGUUUGCUAGCACCUUCAGCACUGACAGGACCCAUAACCUCAUUGUGAGGCUACGCCACAAUGUCAUCAGGACCGGGCUACGCAACAUCAGCAUUUCGUAUUCCCGCAUUUCGCUGGCCGAUGUCGCCAAAAAGUUGAGGCUGGAUUCCACCAACCCUGUAGCGGACGCUGAGAGCAUCGUGUCAAAGGCAAUAAGAGAUGGGGCGAUUGAUGCCACGGUGGACCACAAGAACGGUUGGAUGGUGUCAAAGGAGACUGGGGACGUCUACUCGACAAAUGAACCACAGCUGGCGUUCAACUCGAGGAUCGCGUUCUGCCUGAACAUGCACAAUGAGGCCGUGAGGGCAUUGCGAUUCCCCCCAAAUUCCCACAAGAAGGAGAAGGAGAGUGCUGAGAAGAGGCGGGAGAGGCAGCAGCAGGAGCAGGAGCUUGCAAAGCACAUUGCGGAGGAAGAUGAUGAUGAGUUUUGAUGGUUACAUUUUGUUCUUUUCCUUUAGAAAUUUUUUAAGAAGAGCCAUGAUCUGCUUCAGCUAAGCAGGAUGGUUUGGGAAGGCCACUGCUAUCAUCACUGUGGUCAUCAUCACCACCAUAAAUUUCCAUUUAUGACUAAUCCUGAUUGAAUUAUCCAUUUGUAAUACAUAUUUAUUCUGUGGUUUUUCAUAUUUGGUGUAAUUUUCUUUA